AGAAAAUAAAGAAGAACAUUGCGACGUCACCGAUUCUGACCAAUAAAACAACAAAAACACGUCUGAGCUCCGCCUUCUUUGUUAUUCAACAUGGCCGUGUCCCGAUUACCACCAGCAGCUCUGAGUCUCAAACAGUUUCUGCAGAGACAGAAGGUUCUGGGGGUUUACAGAGACCUGCUCCGAUCCAUCCGCAAAAUACCGAUCGAGUCUGAUCGCAGAUACUUAAGAGACUGGGCCAGAGAAGAGUUCAAGAGGAACAAGAGCGAAACUGACCAGGAUGUGAUUCGCAUGAUGAUCACUCAAGCGCACAAUCAUCUGGAGGAUCUGAGAAGAUCUCUGGCGCUGGCUGGAUGCUAGAACGUCGACGGAUCCCACAGACACCCCACCAUUUAUUAAAAGGAUAGUGCAGGCAGAAAUGAAAACUAUCAUCAGUCACUCAACCUCAUGUAGUUUCAAACACACAAUUCUUGCAUUCAUCUUCAAGUGGAGAUGUUUUAUAAUAAUCUCCUUUUGUCCCUCCAUUACAAGUCCACACAACCAAAAACGUUCAUGCUUUAAAAUGUACAAAACGACAUCUGUAUGAAUCAGGUGUUUUAAUCAAGUCUUCUGAAGAGGCACAAUCCACUUUAUAUGAUGCACAGAAUUAAUUUAGGCUUUCAUUUGCAUAUAAACAUUGAUCAACUUAUACAUAGACAACUAAUACACAAAAACUAAUGUCUCUUCUUACAUUAGAACAAACCUCAUUGGUGCUCAUGCAUCAAUGAAGCAGUGUAUGUGUGCCGAUCAAUGUUUAGAUGUCAACAAAAGCCUGAAUUAAAUCUCUUCAAAGCGAAGUAUAAAGACAUUGUGUCUUGUCUGUGUUAAUGUGCCAGUGUUAUGGGUGAGUGGAUUUUAAAUUGAGGGACAGAAAUCUCUGGUUUCAUUAAAAUAUCUUAAUUUGUGUUUUUGAAGAUGAACGAAAGUCUUAUGGGCUUGGAACGACAUGCGUGUAAGUAACUGACGACUGAUUUUUAUUUUUAGGUGAACUGUCCCUUUAAAAAAAAAAGUACACUGUAAUGUGAAAGUAAAUCUGACAUUUAUUGUGUAUAUAUAUUUAUAACGCACGAGUGCUCAUUCUUUUACUUUGCCAAGUAUUAAUAAAAGCCAAAUACAUUCA
Messenger RNA from Cyprinus carpio (common carp), 1156 nucleotides. It is a transcript of the gene lyrm2, whose product is annotated as LYR motif containing 2. Lineage: Eukaryota; Metazoa; Chordata; Actinopteri; Cypriniformes; Cyprinidae. The record is from RefSeq and is a predicted model, not a curated record. Gene Ontology annotation, cellular component: mitochondrion.